AUGAAUCGAUUACUUGAGGAUCUGUGGUUCGGAAACCCAAUGCGACGCUUUGUACCACCACCGCCACCACCAAUCUUUUUUCACGGCCGUCACACACCUUUCCAUCCAUUUUUUGAUUAUAUUCAUCCAGUAUUCGAUCGAUUAUCACCGGCAUUUUCCGAUGAUAAUCCUCAUGAUUAUUAUAACUUACAUGUUCGUCGACCACCGUCAUGUAUGCCGGAUCCAUUUCUGAGAUCGGCGAAGACACUGAAACCAUUCAAUCGCGAAUAUGUUACCUCGACUUGUUUAGGUAAAGGUGGUUUCGGACAAGUCUAUGAUGGCCGACGACGACUAGACAAUGUACCAGUUGUCAUGAAAUUUCUUCCCAAAGAUCGUAUACUCAAUUGGGGAGUGUUCGAAGAUAAACGCGUCCCAUAUGAGAUCGAACUUCUCUGGCGCCUUCGUGGUUUAUCUGGUGUUAUUCGCAUCUUCGAACAUUUCGAAGAACCCGAACGCUUUAUAUUCAUCAUGGAAAAGAUUCCCAACUCAUGCACACUGUUUCACUUUGUGAUGGAGAGUACGCCCUUAGCUAAUACAGAAUUGUUACGACAUAUCUUUCGUGAAAUGAUUCGAAUUAACAUCGCACUACGUACCUAUGGCAUCUGGCAUCGAGAUUGUAAACUUGAAAAUAUUCUCUAUUGUAAAAAUGAUCGUUCACUAUGCUUUAUCGACUUUGGUUCAGCAGCUCCAGCGCAAACAGAAGACUUCUAUGAAUUCCAGGGAACAUUAGAAACGAUGGUACCAGAAUGGAUUACGCAGAAACGAUACGACGGUGAACGUUCGUGCGUGUGGGCAUUGGGAAUUUGUCUGUAUUUCUUGUUAUUUCAACAAUAUCCAUUUCGGUCGAAAGUUGCAAUUAUCAAUGGUCGAUCUCAACUUCCAUUUCUAAGUUCGAGUGAUAAAGAUGCAUAUCAUACGAUGAAACAAUGUUUACAUCCGAAUGAACAUCGCCGUCCGAAACUGGAUACACUACAAAGUUUACCUUGGCUUGAUUAA
This is a messenger RNA of Adineta ricciae, 1035 nucleotides long. NCBI's taxonomy places the organism in Eukaryota, Metazoa, Rotifera, Eurotatoria, Adinetida, Adinetidae. The record is from the annotation of a GenBank genome assembly.